AUGGCAAACACAUUAACGGAAGAGCAAAAACAACGCACGGAAUCAAACAGACUGCAAGCAAUAGAGCGACUUAAACUUAAAAGAAAUGCGAACGAACAGACGAAUCAAACCAACAAUGAUCAACAUGAUCCCAAAGCUGGCAAUGAAGGCGCAGUACAACAUCGUUCAAAGCGAUCUAGACCAAUCACUCCUUACUACGACUACGAUUUCAGCAAAAUGGUAGAUUCAAAAGGAGGAUACAUUGUAGAAGAAGAAAAAGACGAUCGUCUAAAGGAACUAUCGAAAGAUAAUAUAAAAAUUGUACCGUAUCACCCUCCAUCAAUCGAUCCAACAGAAAACCCAAAAUGCAAAGAAUGUGAUUCUAUGGAUCUUGAUCCUGUAUUCUUUCAGGUGUUCUCAAUCAACAUAUGUCCAAUUUGCAAAGAGAAAUUCCCUGAAAAAUACAGUUUAAUUACAAAAACAGAAGCAAAAGAGGACUAUCUAUUGACAGAUCCUGAGUUGCGAGAUAAAGAUCUGCUUCCGCAUUGGUCAAAACCAAAUCCUCGAAAGUCUACAUGGAACAACAUGAUGCUUUAUGUUCGCGAGAUGGUAGAGGAGUAUGCUUUUAAAAAAUGGGGAGGACCAGAAGGUCUAGAUGGAGAGUAUGAACGGCGCGAGGCACAGAAAAAAGAAAAGAAAGAUAAAAAAUUCAAAGAUAAACUUGCAGACAUGAGACGUAAAACGAUGACAAGUUCCUGGGAAAGAAAGAGACAAGAAGGUCCCCACAAGCACAAAUUUGAAGACACUAUUGAAGACGAAGAUGGAACAACGACUCAAACGUGUACAGAAUGUGGGCUUGUUAUUGAAUCAGAGGAGUUUUGA
Phycomyces blakesleeanus NRRL 1555(-) is the source of this 861-nucleotide messenger RNA. Its product is annotated as DNA-binding transcription regulator. NCBI's taxonomy places the organism in Eukaryota, Fungi, Mucoromycota, Mucoromycetes, Mucorales, Phycomycetaceae. Gene Ontology annotation, molecular function: damaged DNA binding. Gene Ontology annotation, cellular component: nucleotide-excision repair factor 1 complex. The record is from RefSeq and is a predicted model, not a curated record. The coding region runs from base 1 to 861 and encodes 286 amino acids. Gene Ontology annotation, biological process: UV-damage excision repair; nucleotide-excision repair, DNA damage recognition; base-excision repair. The transcript is spliced from 6 exons.